CUGUCCUGUGAUCAGCUGUGUCCAAUCACAGCUGAUCGCAUGACAUCUACACUGAUCAUCAGGGCACUCAUGCUCAGUGCUCUGAUGAUCAGUGCAGCCCCAUCAAUGCCACCUGUCAGUGUCCAUCAAUACCACCUGUCAGUGCACAUCAAUGCCUCAUAUCAAUGCCUACCAGUGCACAUAAAUGCCAUAUAUCAGUGCCCAUCUGAGCUGCCUUUCAGUGCCAACUAUCAGUGCCAGUCAAUGCCACCUAUGAGUGCUGCCAAUCAGUGCUACCUAUCAGUGCAAGUCAGUGCCGCCUAUCAGUACCAGUCAGUG
Molecule: messenger RNA, 318 nt
Organism: Staurois parvus
Lineage: Eukaryota; Metazoa; Chordata; Amphibia; Anura; Ranidae
Source: the annotation of a GenBank genome assembly